CUCUUCUUCGAUUCUUUAGUGACACUCCAACAUAAUUAUUUUGAUAACCAGAUUCGAACUCGAGACCGUUUGUUGAUAUUUAUUCAGGUUAUUGCUAAAAUAGGUCUUGUAAAUUGAGCAAUCAGUUAUAUCCUUGCCAUCAAAAUCUUCAGUUUACAAAAAUGGGUGUCCUGCAGUGGCUCAAAGCCUCAAGAAGAGAAAAGAUUCUUCCUUUAUUGCAAGGUUAGUUCCCUCUCAAUGAAAUAUCAGUUGGGUUCCUCAAGAAAAUGAAGAUUCUGAAACAAAUUCGUAAGUUUUCAACCUUUAUUGAUUCAACCAAACACACCCACCAAGUGUUUGUGAAAUUGAUAACCCCUAAACAAAGAAAAUUGGACCCAAUUCCGUUGCCUCACAGAACCAUUUCUGAUCCCAAAGGUCAAGAUCUUGAUUUUGUUAAUGUAGCUCAUAGUCAUCUUAUACACUCUGAUUGGCCUAAGCUUGAGAAUUUGUCUUCUGGCCUAACCCCAUUUAGAGUUAAGCACAUUUUGCUGAAAAUUCAAAAGGAUUAUGUUUUAUCUCUUGAAUUCUUCAAAUGGGUUGAGGUUAAAAGUCCGAAUUCGAAUACCCUUGAGAAUCAUUCCAUUGUUCUUCAUGUUCUUACUAAGAGUAAAAAGUUUAAAUCUGCUGAAUCAAUUUUGAGGAAGCUCCUUGUAUCAGGUUCUGUUGAUUUUCCUGGUAAAUUGUUUGAAGCUAUAGUUUUAUCAUAUCGAAUGUGUGAUUCUUCACCGCGUGUUUUUGACUCAUUGUUCAAGUGUCAUGCUCAUUUGAAGAAGUUUAGGAAUGCUAGUGAUACAUUUUGCAGUAUGAAGCAGUAUGGGUUUGUUCCCACUGUUGAGUCUUGCAAUGCAUUCAUGAGCGCGUUGCUUAGUUUUGAUAGGGUAGAUGUUGCAUUGGCUUUUUAUAAGGAGAUGCGUCGGUCAAGGAUUUCGCCUAAUGUUUAUACCUUUAAUAUGGUCAUGAGUGCUUUAUGCAGAUCGGGAAAACUAGAAAAGGCUGUUGAGGUCUUAAGGGAGAUGGAGAACAUAAGUUUGAAACCGACAGCUGUGUCUUAUAACACUUUGAUUGCUGGACAUUGUAACCGGGACAUCUUGAGUGUUGCACUGAAACUUAAGACCACGAUGGAGAUGAAUGGGGUACAACCAGUUAAUGUUACAUACAACACUCUUAUUCAUGGUUUAUGCAAGGUAGGGAAAUUACAUGAAGCAAACAAACUUUUCAGCGAGAUGAAGAGAACCGGUGUGGCUCCUAAUGUUGUCACUUAUAAUACACUGAUAAACGCAUAUAGCCAGGUUGGUAAUUCUGAAAUGGGAAGUAGGCUUUUCGAAGAGAUGGCAAACAAUGGAUUGAAGGCUGAUAUCUUGACUUACAAUGCAUUGAUUAUGGGACUGUGCAAGGAGGGGAAGACAAAGAAAGCUGCAUUUUUGGUCAAAGAACUUGAUAAAGCAAACUUAGUUCCUAAUUCCUCUACUUUCUCUUAUCUGAUCAGUGGACAGUGUACCAGAAGGAAUCCUGAUCGUGCGUUUCAACUCUAUAAAAGCAUGGUUAGAGGUGGUUUUCACCCUAAUAAGCCCACUUUGACUCUAUUGAUAUCCACCUUCAUCAAGAAUGAGGAUUAUGAUGGAGCAAUGGAAGUCUUGAAAGAGAUGCUAGAAAGAUCUAUUACCCCUGACUUGGGUAUGUUAACUGAAAUAUGCAGCAUGUUUCUCAGAUGCGGCAGAGAAGGAGAGAUCAUAAAACUCUUACAAGAACUAGAAGCUAAACGCCUCAUGCCCGAAGGUUUUGAUAAAACAAAAGUGAUUAGCUCUACAAACGGAAGAUAGAAUGUAUUUUUUUAACAAGAAAUAGAAUCUAGACGCCCAUGCCUGAAGGUUCCCAGCAGUCAGGUUUG
Solanum verrucosum is the source of this 1927-nucleotide messenger RNA. RefSeq names its product pentatricopeptide repeat-containing protein At4g26680, mitochondrial. The transcript is spliced from 3 exons. The coding region runs from base 267 to 1859 and encodes 530 amino acids. Lineage: Eukaryota; Viridiplantae; Streptophyta; Magnoliopsida; Solanales; Solanaceae. The record is from RefSeq and is a predicted model, not a curated record. Gene Ontology annotation, molecular function: protein binding.